UGUUCACCACGUCACGUCACAUCACGCCUCGCCUCGCCUCGCCUCACCUCGUCUCGCGGUCUGCGCGCGCGAUCGGUCCACGUCGGGAGCACCGACGAGUCGACGACGCGCCCGAGGAGAGAUCGGCGUGCGUGCAUGCCUGCGUGCGUGCGCGCGGACAACGAAUAUGUGAGCGGACGCGCGUAUCGGUCAGUGCGUUGCUGAGAGACGAUCGGUGGUGAACGAGAGAAAGAGAGAGAGAGAGAGACGAGCUGCCCCGCGUCGUUCCCGGCGCGCCACACUCCGUUCUCGGCUCUCGGCUGCGAGGGCCUCGACGAGGGACGGCGCCCCGCGGGCGCAAGCCGCGCCGAGGAUGUCGUUCGAGGGGAAGUACAACGCGAAGAGCCCGGCGGUGAAGAGGUUAAUGAGGGAGGCGCAGGAGCUGCACGAAGCUACCGAGGAGUAUUACGCGUCUCCCCUGGAGGACAAUCUGUUCGAGUGGCACUUCACGGUGCAGGGACCGCCGUCCACGGACUUCGAGGGUGGCGUUUAUCAUGGGAGAAUCCUGCUACCACCAGAGUACCCUAUGAAGCCGCCGAAUAUCAUCCUGUUGACACCGAACGGACGGUUUGAGAUCAACAAGAAGAUAUGCCUGAGCAUCUCUGGCCAUCACCCUGAAACGUGGCAACCGUCGUGGAGUAUUAGAACGGCGUUGCUGGCUCUGAUAGCUUUCAUGCCCACGCCCGGGAGCGGCACGAUUGGAGCGUUGGAUUACAGCACGGAGGAACGGCAGAAGCUUGCUGAAAAAUCACUCAACUGGCAGUGCGAUACGUGUGGUAAAGUCAUGAACUUGUUAUCCAAGAACUCCGUGAAGAGACCCAUCACCGAGGAGGAGCAAACUAUGUUGAAAACAAUUGCUCUCAAAGCUGACGACUCACCUACGUCGGAUGUGUUGUUCACGGAUAACAUGGCAAGUGUAUCCGAGAGCGAGAUACGGCAUCGUAACGUGGAGCCGAUUCCGGCAGAAAAUGCAGACCGCCAGCAACCUGAAAUUAUCCUAAAUCACGUAGAGACAAUGUCGUCUUCGAACGAUUUAUUUUGGAGUAUUCUCAUCGCUUCUUUAGUGUCCGCAAUUAUUUUGUUAAUUUUACGACGGUUAUUUCUGGUUUAACUUAUUCGAAUUUCUCUGCAAAGCACAGGAGAGCAGUAAAUUGUAUAUUGUCAUAUGAGAAAUAUAAAUAUUACGAACCACCU
This is a messenger RNA of Vollenhovia emeryi, 1233 nucleotides long. Its product is annotated as ubiquitin-conjugating enzyme E2 J1-like. Lineage: Eukaryota; Metazoa; Arthropoda; Insecta; Hymenoptera; Formicidae. The transcript has 5 exons. The record is from RefSeq and is a predicted model, not a curated record. The coding region runs from base 353 to 1150 and encodes 265 amino acids.